Exaiptasia diaphana is the source of this 1550-nucleotide messenger RNA. RefSeq lists its product as uncharacterized. NCBI's taxonomy places the organism in Eukaryota, Metazoa, Cnidaria, Anthozoa, Actiniaria, Aiptasiidae. The transcript has 2 exons. Bases 48 to 962 code for a protein of 304 amino acids. The record is from RefSeq and is a predicted model, not a curated record.
UGAAAAAUCAGACGAGGCCUUUUCUUUGUUAUUUUUAUAAAUAUGAAAUGGCUAUAAACCGUCUUGAGCAGUUACRCAAUGGUAAUUCAGAAGAACUUGAAGUUUUUCAAGAUUUACAAGAUCUACCAGAAGAUCUAGACAUUGACAGAUUCAAUAAUGGCCGCCAGUUCUUCAGGAAUAAUSUUUUCACCUGUGUGAUAGCGAUGCUUUGCUCAUUAGUGGUAGGUCUAAGUGUAGAGAACCUCUUACAACCUUUGGUUUUCACCAAUCAAUCUAAUACACCAGAAAAAGCUCUUCGUCGAUACUUGAGCACRAUUCGCCAUGUUGCACUGUGGCAUUAUGGGAAUAUUUGGGAUCCAAGGUCAUCGGCUAGAAGAUCAAUAAAAAAGGUUUAUAAGAUGCAUAUAUGUAGCAGAGACAACAUGAAAGAGCAUGACAAAAGUAGAUAUUUUACACAAUUUGACAUGAGUCUUGUGCAGUCAGGGUUUAUUGGUUUAAUUGUCAUGUAUCCCAAAGAACUUGGACUUCACAAUGCAAAAACUCACCUUCAAGAUUUUGUUUACUUCUGGAAAUGGAUYGGAUACYUUUUAGGAAUCCAAARUAACAAUAACAUWUGUAAUAAUGGAAUAGAAGAUGCUUAUGAAAUAUGUAAACAAAUUGAAAAUGAAAUUGUCUACCCAAAACUUGUCACACCUCCAAUGCACUACUGUUCCAUGGCAAAAGCAUUUACGGAUGGWCUAUCAUUACUGACACRUAUUAAGYUGUUUACACCAGACUCUGUUGUUAAUUUUGCUCUUGAUAUGGCAAACAAGAGKCGAGUGUGCAAAGUYAGUUUUAAAGAUGAAUGUCGYAUWWUAKUUUUAAAGGUCACAAUUUUUCUUAUCAAACACUGUUCAUGGUUCAGAAAGAGUGUAAAUAGAUUGACAGAGUGUUUGAUUGUCCCAAAACARUUCAUAUUCUGAUUAAAUAAUAACUGCUAUUGAUAAAUCAGAUAAAUAAAGCUCUAUUACAUGUAACACAAGACCUGCUAACAGUCCUACAUGGAGUAUCUUAUCAGGUAAUGAUAAAAACAAUGUCUGCUUGCUGUGAAUAUCUCAGAAAGGAAUUCUUUUAAGUCUUAAAAGACUUCAAAAGCAAUCAAACCAUUUAUAACUCUUUUAGAGUCAGUUUUGGGCUGCAAAAGGAGGGAAAGUGCUCUCCUCUGUUUAUAUCUUGUCAACCUCUUUAAACAUGCUCUGACGUCAUAGUGCAAGAAGGGUAAAGUGGAUUUCACGACAAUUCACAUCAAUUAAAUCUCAGUAGUUUACAAUGAACUAUAUACCAGCUUAAAUCUCUUUAAAGAACAAUCGAAUCUAUAUAACACGUGCCAAACACGUGAUCAACAAAGGACACAAUGGGCGACACGUGUGUGUAAAAGUGUACAAUAACGAAUAAGGCGCCAAAAUAUGCGAAACAAAACAUGAAACAUAUGUUAGUGUAGACCAGUCGGACUUUGUAAGAAAGAUUUAAAGGUUUCACUAAAAAUARAACAUUACUGAACAUUUCCUAAU